Bipolaris sorokiniana ND90Pr is the source of this 1510-nucleotide messenger RNA. RefSeq lists its product as uncharacterized. Gene Ontology annotation, molecular function: transcription cis-regulatory region binding; DNA-binding transcription activator activity, RNA polymerase II-specific. The transcript has 3 exons. The record is from RefSeq and is a predicted model, not a curated record. Bases 202 to 1287 code for a protein of 361 amino acids. Lineage: Eukaryota; Fungi; Ascomycota; Dothideomycetes; Pleosporales; Pleosporaceae. Gene Ontology annotation, cellular component: RNA polymerase II transcription regulator complex.
GAUACUACCUAGCUCAGCGCGCGUCAAAACACCGUUUACCGGAGUGGGCUCAGCUACAUACAUAGUACUCAACCACGUCUAUAUCGAGAAACCGGCGCAUUAAUCGCAACGACACGUGGUUGAGAGCCUUCUUACGCGCUUUCCGGUCUUUUUCUCGCUCUAUUUUUGUUGCCAGGUGGCUGGCAGCACAGACAGUGAGAGAUGAGGAAAUUCACAUUCAAGCCUUUCAAAGGCGAUAAGACGUCUUCUGCAGAUGAUUCAGCAGAACCUCGAAACCAAACACAGAGACGAAGAGAGCAGGUUCGCAAAGCACAAAAAACCCACCGCGAACGAAAGGAAGCAUACGUCGUGUCACUAGAGACCGAAGUCGUGCGCCUUCGCGCCAACGAAGCACGCUUGGAGUCGGAAACCAAAGCGCUGUAUGCCGAAAACAAUGUGCUGAAGAGGCUCCUGACACAACAUGGCAUUCCAGUGCCAGCAGAAACUUUGCAAGGACGUCCCAAUGACAUCGCCCAUGCAUCCUCCAUCAGCCCGGACAACUACUCAACCUCCUUCUCAGACGCAGCAACAGACGACACCCUCACACUAUCGAUAGCGCAAGAAGACCCCAGCGCCAAACGAAAAAACCGUCGAAAACAAAUCUACAUCCAGCAGCCACAAGCCUUACCUAGACUCAACCCAUCCUCCACAGCCAUCAACUUCUCCCAACCCAUCUCACCCCCCUCUUCCGGCUCUCUACCAUCGCACCUCGCCUCACCCAUCAAUCCCACUCCAACACCAACGGCCAAACUUAGUACGCUGGACCCCGAAGCCCUAGCCAUGGACUUUGUCCUAACCCUCGAAUCCCCCUGCCUCUCCCACAUCGACGUCGGCCCGCCCUCUUCCCCGCAGCACUCCCAUUCGCACUUUACAGAUCCAGGCACAGCCCUAACAACAUCUACCGGCCAUGCCCUCACCCUCUCCGCCACCCUCCUCCACACACACCCUUCCCCAGCCGGCCAGCGCCUCCACUCGUCUAGCGCCUGGCGCGUCCCCCGCGCCAGCCUCUCGCAACUACUACAGCUGUCUGCCCAGAUCCCGCUAGCAGACGAUGAAGUGACACCAAUACAAGCCUGGGAGUUUGUGCGGCAGCAUGAGGGGUUUGGGGGGUUAGAUUUUGCCCGCUGGGAGGUGCUAAAGGAGAAGUUAGUCGCGGCGGUGAGAUGUUAUAAGUUUGGGGGUGUGGUGGCGAAGGAAGUGCUUGAAAAUAGUGUUUUUGAAGCGUUUGUGGUAGGGAGGGUAUUUUGAGGAGUGUGCGCGGGCAGGAAGAAGCAAGAAUAGAGAAUGGAUCAAGAGAGUGAACAAGAAAGGUGUGGAGCAUUGAUCAUAGAGGAUGGAAUAUUGAUGCAGUUUAGCGUGCUUUAUUCAUAGAUUUGUAUAGUUGACUUAGGCCAAUACCUCUCUUCACGAGUUUAUGAAUACAUUUUGAUAUUAGAAUGCAUAGCUAGUAAGGAAAGGAAUUCAGAGAGAC